CUAUAUUUACCAUGUGCUGUUGUUGUUGUUUAAUUUGAAAAGCCGGUAAAUUUGUGUUAUGUAUGCAGCCGCAUCGCAAUUGCCUAAAUAUCCAGCUGCAUGCAGUCGACUGGGCCAACGCUUGGUCAGCUAUAUGCUGGGCAUCGAAACCUCCUGCGAUGACACCGGCAUUGCCAUAGUGGACACAAGCGGCCGAGUGCACGCCAAUGUGCUUGAGUCCCAGCAGAAGUUUCACACCCGUUACGGCGGCAUUAUACCACCACGUGCUCAGGAUCUUCAUAGAGCGCGCAUUGCAGCUGCCUAUGAGCGGUGCCUGGAGCAGGCGCAACUGCAGCCGGAGCAGCUGGCCGGGAUUGCGGUGACCACACACCCGGGCCUACCCUUGAGCUUAAUUGUGGGUCUGCGCUUUGCCCGCCAUCUGGCACGCCGCCAUCACAAACCUAUGUUGCCCGUACACCACAUGGAGGCGCAUGCCUUGCAGGCGCGCAUGGAGCAUCCGACUGAAAUAAGUUAUCCAUACCUAUGCCUGCUCAUUAGCGGUGGCCACAGCCAACUGGCGAUGGUUAAUGGGCCUGGUCGGCUGACGCUGCUCGGCGAAACACUGGACGACGCACCUGGCGAGGCAUUCGAUAAGAUUGCACGACGUCUGCGGCUCUAUGUGCUGCCACAGUACAGACUGUGGAAUGGCGGACAGGCCAUUGAACAUGCUGCUCGAGAUGCCAAGAACCCGACUGCAUUCGAGUUUCCAUUGCCUUUGGCGCAACAGCGCAAUUGCAAUUUCAGCUUUGCGGGCAUCAAGAACAAUUCCUUUCGUGCUAUACGCAAGCAGGAGCGCGAGGAGCGAACACCUCCAGAUGGCAUCAUUAGCAACUAUCGGGACUUCUGUGCGGGUCUGCUAAAUGCAGUCAGUCGCCAUCUUAUGCAUCGGACGCAACGCGCUCUGGAGUACUGUUUGGAGCGGCAGCUCUUUGGAGCUGCGCCGCCCACACUUGUCAUAUCGGGAGGCGUGGCGAACAAUGAUGCCAUUUUCGAGAAUCUAAAGCAUUUAGCUAACGCCUACAACUGCCGCUGUUAUCGACCGUCAAAGCUCUACUGCUCCGACAACGGAGUCAUGAUUGCCUGGCAUGGCAUCGAGCAGCUUCUCCAAGAUCCAAAUCAGAGUCUGCGACUGGACAUUGACAAGAUCGACAUCGCAGGCAGCGCUGGAUUUCAGCAGUCGAUGGUUGCCGAUGUAGAAUUGGCGGCCAUCAAAUGCAAGUGGAUUAAACCGCUCUAGUGGAGCACGGUCUUUAAAAAAGAAAUCUAUGUACUAUAACUGUUGUAAUAUAAAAGUACUAUAACUGAUAAGAUUUUGUUAAUACAUGCAGACAAGGCUGAUUGAGUCAUCUGACGUUAAUA
Messenger RNA from Drosophila navojoa, 1398 nucleotides. It is a transcript of the gene Tcs4, whose product is annotated as Threonyl-carbamoyl synthesis 4. Gene Ontology annotation, biological process: tRNA threonylcarbamoyladenosine modification. NCBI's taxonomy places the organism in Eukaryota, Metazoa, Arthropoda, Insecta, Diptera, Drosophilidae. The record is from RefSeq and is a predicted model, not a curated record. Gene Ontology annotation, cellular component: mitochondrion.